AUGGGCUCAGAGGCAGCGGCCCAGACCAAGCUGGAGGAUCUCUCGGGCAUCGUCCUCCAACCGGGAGAGAAUCCCUACGCCGCCUUCAUCAGGGCCUGCGAUGACGACCAUAAUGUGAUCCGUACCCUGUAUGACACCCAUCGCACCAAGCGCAACGCCCAGCAAAAGGCCAAGUUCCUCUCGGCCGACUACACCGGCCUAUCCAUAGACCAGCACCUUCUCAAGCUGGAGACGGAUCCGGCGUUCCGUGAUGAGAGACACUGCCUCGUAUUCUGGGCCCGGCCACCGUCCCACAUCAUCGAUCUGGCCGUCCAUCUCCAGAAGUUGCUGCGGAAGAGUGCCCCGAAUGUAUGGCUCAUGCCAACCUACAGGAUGCACAUGACAACACUGGAGCUCGCGUUCUGCAAGACUCCCGAGGAGAUCGCAGAUCUCGUGUCCACGCUGCGCACCUCCAUGGUCUCCGUGGCCAGCUACACGCACACGCACCGCACGCGCCUCGUCAGGCCCACCAUCUCGUAUGACCUGUCGGCCUUUGCGCUGUCGUUCCUCCCCGCCGCCGAGACGGACGCCGUCGCCUCGCCGCCGCCCUCGGCCCCGGACACGGCCGUCGACGUCGUCCGGAACGACGCCUACUCCUACCACCACCUGCGCCGCGACAUCUUCGACAGCGUCCAGCGAGCCGGCGUCGAGGUCGGCUCGCGGUACCAGGUGCCCAGCGCACACAUCACGCUAGGCAGGUAUCUCACCGACGAGGAUCACGAUACGCCCGACAAGAGACGUGCGUGGGUCCAGGCUAUCGACCACGUCAACGCCUGGCUGGAGAAGGAUGUCUGGGAUGCUCGUGAUGCCCGGUUUCUGGGUGAGUGGAUGGUUGGCCAGGAACGCGGUCUGGAUAUGAGGGCCGGCACCUUGUGGUACGGAGCUGGUAGAACCAUCACCAUGGGAGAGGGCUUCUAG
This is a messenger RNA of Geosmithia morbida, 957 nucleotides long. RefSeq names its product Ureidoglycolate hydrolase. NCBI's taxonomy places the organism in Eukaryota, Fungi, Ascomycota, Sordariomycetes, Hypocreales, Bionectriaceae. The record is from RefSeq and is a predicted model, not a curated record. Bases 1 to 957 code for a protein of 318 amino acids. The transcript is spliced from 3 exons.